Molecule: messenger RNA, 1979 nt
Organism: Acomys russatus (golden spiny mouse)
Lineage: Eukaryota; Metazoa; Chordata; Mammalia; Rodentia; Muridae
Gene: Bicdl2
Product: BICD family like cargo adaptor 2
Exons: 10
Coding region: 141-1664 (507 amino acids)
Biological process (GO): vesicle transport along microtubule; Golgi to secretory granule transport
Source: RefSeq, a predicted model, not a curated record
UGUGUCCCUGUGGCUAAAGGGUCAAGACAUAGCUAUUCCCGCUGGUGAGAGCCCUGCUUGCUCAGGGUAAGGAGCUGGUUUCAUCCCUAAGGCUGAGUCUCCGUGAACCUGCAUUCUAGGCUGAGUGAUGCACAGGUCCCAUGGACUCCGCUGGUGGGCCAAGCUUCCCUUCUGGGCUGCUCUCAGGGGGCACUUCUCCUAGUGGCGAUGAAGGAUUUUUCCCCUUUGUGCUGGAGCGCCGAGACUCCUUCCUGGGAGGGGGCCCAGGGCCAGAGGAACCAGAGGACCUGGCCCUGCAGCUACAACAGAAGGAGAAGGACCUAUUGCUGGCCGCCGAACUUGGCAAGAUGCUUCUGGAACGCAACGAGGAGCUUCGGAGGCAGCUGGAGACGCUGAACACUCAGCACUUGGAGCGCGAAGAAAGGCUGCAGCAGGAGAACCAUGAGCUCCGCCGUGGACUGGCAGCCCGGGGUGCCGAGUGGGAGGCCAGAGCUGUGGAGCUGGAGGGAGACGUGGAAUCCCUGCGAGCACAGCUCGGGGAACAGCGGUCGGAGCAUCAGGACAGCGGGCGAGAGCGAGCAAAGGCCCUGAGUGAACUCAGCGAGCAAAACCUCAGGCUCAGCCAGCAGCUGGCCCAGGCCUCCAGGACCGAGCAAGAACUGCAGAGGGAGCUUGAUACCCUUAGGGGACAGUGUCAAACUCAGGCCCUCGCAGGGGCGGAGCUGAGAGCCCGGCUGGAGAGUCUGCAGGCAGAGAACCAGAUGCUUCAGGAUCGCAGGCAGGACCUAGAGGCCCAGAUCCGAGGCCUUCGUGAAGAAGUGGACAAAGGCCAAGGCAGGCUACAGGCCACACAUGAGGAGCUGCUGCUGCUUCGGAGAGAGAGAAAAGAGCACAAGCUGGAGCUGGAACGCGCUCGCUUCGAAGCUGGAGAGGCACUGAGCACGCUGCGGAGGCUGCAGCGGCGGGUCUCGGAACUGGAGGAGGAGUCGCGACUCCAGGACGCCGAAGUGUCGGGUGCUUCCCUGCAGACCGAGCUUGCCCACAGCCUUGACAGCGACCAGGACCAAGAUCAGCAUUUCAACGAGUGCGGAGGCGCCCAGACCAUCUUGUCCCCGGAGACUGAAGACGAAUCCAGUCCCCAGGCUUCAAUCCAGGAAGAGAACUUGGAGCCGCCUAAGAAGCGAGCAUCUCUGAGCCCAGGGGAGAUACUGGAGGAGAAGGAGGCAGAAGUGGCCAGACUGCAGGAUGAGAUGGCGCUGCACCGCACAGAGAUACAGUCCUUGAGGGAUGAGCUGCAGCGACAGAAGGAGUUGAGGGCGCAGGACAAUCCCGAGGAAGCCCUGAGCUGUGCGCUCUCUGACCGGGACGAAGCAGUGAACAAAGCCUUGAAGCUGUCGCUGGAGCUCAGCCGUGUCUCCCAAGAGCGGGAUUCUCUGUCCCGGGAGCUGCUGCGCGCCAUCCGCCAGAAGGUGGCGCUGACGCAGGAGCUCGAGGCUUGGCAGGAUGACAUGCAGGUGGUGAUUGGACAGCAGGUGCGGUCCCAGCGCCAGAAGGAGCUCAGUGAGACUGCAGCGGGCCCACGACGGGCAAAGACCCGCUUUUCACUGCGCCUGGGAUCCGGACAGAAUGGAGGCUUUCUAAGCAACCUUUUCCGAAGGACCUGAGGGCUGGACAGCAGGGCUAUCUUUUCUUACUCUGAGCUGCUUUCCUAACAGUUGAUGGAACCACAGGGCCUGAAUGACUUCCAAGGGAGGCCAUUGUCUUCUGUGCCCAAGAGGUGGGCAGAGGCAAUUUGGGAGCAGGGGCCAGCUUUGGGGCAGAAGCCCAUGGUGGGUGGCGGGGCAGAACUGUUUAUUUUUUUUCAAAUCUGUAUAGGUCUAUGUUUUCUAAGCACCAGGCCCUGCCCUAUUUUGGGAGAGAGGUGGGGACGGGUAUUUAUGUGUAAGGAUAAGUCAGAGCAAUAUAUAAAUCACUAUACU